UGCGUUUUUGAAGUUGCGCUCGGCGGGAAUUCUUAAACGGGAUCCUGAGUGAGGAAGCAAGGAUGAGAAAGCAAGACCCAGUGAUAGACAGAUUAGCCUUUCAGUUCAGCUUCUUUGGGUGUUCGAGGAAGCCCGCUGGGCCUUAGUGGCCACGGCGGUGAGGCAGGCGUGGACAGGGCUGACCAGUACAAGUUAAGGACGUUCGGGCCCAUGUUAACCCUGCCCUGUACGUCCAGCAUCGUAAGGAAAACAUUUGAGAACCCGAAGAGGAGAUGGAGCCUGCAAAUACUUUGUGGCCAGGCAGAGAGUGCAAAGGAGGUGUUUUAGUUCACCUGGAAAGACUAGAGGCUCAAACGAAUAGAAAGUUCGAAGAACCAACAGUUCGUGAAAAGGAAAGUUCUCUUAGAACCAAGAUCCGAGAACUGCAGCAGCAGCGAGAUAAGCUGAGAGCCGAAGUGAAGCGGCGGAGAGCCAGAGUUAAAGAAUCUUCUGCCAAAGAAGACCCAAGCAAAACAGAGAUUAGUGAACAGGAAGUUCUGGAAAAGCAGUGGAGAAACGUGAAAGGCACUCUGCAGGCAUAUCACUUUACAGGGCUCAGCGGGAAGUUGACGAGUCGUGGAGUCUGCGUGUACUUCAGCACCGCCUUUGAGGGGAACCUACUAGAUUCCUACUUUGUGGACCUCGUCAUAGCGAAACCACUCCGGAUUCAUCACCACUCCAUCCCAGUCUUCAUCCCUUUGGAAAAGAUAGCCACAGCACACCUACAGACCGAUGUUCAGCGCUUCCUGUUUAGUCUCUGGGAAUACCUAAAUGCCUACGUGGGAAGGAAGUACCAGGCAGACCAACUUGAGAGUGACUUCCAAGCUUUCCUCACGGGGCCUUUGCAGAGAAACACCCUGGGCAACUUGCUGUCGUUCACCUAUAAAGUGGAACAGAGACGCCAGACCUUCUCCUUCCGGGCCAGGCUGCUGUAUGAGGACCUCACAGCAGCUCUUCCCACGGAUGUCACUGUGACAAGGCCAGGUGUGGAAGCGUCAUCCCCUCACUGGGAACAGCACAGAGCAUCCCAUGAAAUGCUCUUCCGUACCAAGCCCCUGCACCAGGUGUUUGCUUCAUUUUCCAAAGAAACUGAAAGGCUGGAUUUGAGCCUGGUCUCCUGAAAAACCGUUUGACUAUUCCGGACCCAUGGGAAGUGAGCGCACUCUUGCUGCCUGCAGUCCUGGACCAGCCAGCAAGAGCUGUUGGCAGAGUGCCUGGGCACCACCAUGAGAACAGAUACCCACUCGUGGGAUGGCAAGGAGCUUGUCCGUAUCUGUAGGCACUGGGCAGUCUGGACAGUGCUCCAGAGUGCUGCUUGGUCACGCAGUACAGGCUCCAAAACAUCUCUUCCUCCUAUAGCUGCCAGUGUUGAUUUGAUCGUAUGCAUAUAUUCUUGCUGGAAAUCCGCUAAAAUGCGGGUAAUUGAAGACCUUUUGUGAGCAUCUCUAGCUUUUGUGGGAGCUAUAAAUCUAUGGUGGGCUUGUGGUUAAGAAGAGAAAGUGUUUUUUAGCCUUUGGUUUAGAGCAGCAUGUUCUAGUCCACUAUUUGGUGGGAGACAGUAUUUGUAUACUCGGGGGUUCUGUGUUUAUAUUGUUUCCUGUAACAAUUUGGCAGAGAAGAAAAUGCAUUAAGUCACUUUAAGGAAACAUUGUUGGAAAUCUGCACAAGGGGCCGGGGAAGCUCCCCAUCAUGGCUCCCUCCUGCGAGCUCCAGGCAUGGCUGCCCUCUUCCCACCUUCUCUCUUUAGCCAAGGGUCUGUGGUGUGCCACAUGUGUCGGGCCCUUGACAUCUUUAGGCCUGUCUGCUGCUCAGGUUCUUCCUUCACGAUGCCUGCCCUUCCUCUGCUAGUCCCCAACAGGAUCUUUACUCCACAGGCCCAGCACCUGGGCUUCACUCUAAAUUAGCUGCUUCCAUAUCUAGGCCAUGCUCCCCCAUGCGUGGAAGGUGAGCCAGCAUGGGUCCCCAGUAGAGGUGUGGAAUAAAGGCUCAUGGUGUGGGGUGAGACGUCUGCGUCACAGUAACAGAAUUGCCACAACAGUCCUGUCAAGUUGAGUAAAGCUUUUAAUAAAACAGUCCUGUUCUGUAUCAA
Messenger RNA from Apodemus sylvaticus (European woodmouse), 2128 nucleotides. RefSeq names its product centromere protein O (gene Cenpo). The coding region runs from base 273 to 1160 and encodes 295 amino acids. NCBI's taxonomy places the organism in Eukaryota, Metazoa, Chordata, Mammalia, Rodentia, Muridae. The transcript has 7 exons. The record is from RefSeq and is a predicted model, not a curated record. Gene Ontology annotation, cellular component: kinetochore; Mis6-Sim4 complex.